Microthlaspi erraticum is the source of this 270-nucleotide messenger RNA. NCBI's taxonomy places the organism in Eukaryota, Viridiplantae, Streptophyta, Magnoliopsida, Brassicales, Brassicaceae. The record is from the annotation of a GenBank genome assembly.
AUGCUAAGCAAAGCCAAGAAAGGUUCUCACAUUCGCACAAGAGAUAAUAUGGGGUUUGAAAUGAAAAGGCUUAGGUUUAAGUGUCCCCCAAAGAACUGGGAGACUAGGUCGUGGUCUGGAGAUGGUAGACGGCCAUCAGGAGCACUCCAUGCAACUGGGGUUGCCUCUUGGCUCACUCGAUCGAGCUUGCGGCUCUCUUCCUCCUCUUCUUCAUCGUUGAAAGUGUGUGGCUCCCUUGGCCUUGGAGGAGCUUGCUUGCUCGACUGUUAG